Polistes dominula (European paper wasp) is the source of this 2247-nucleotide messenger RNA. It is a transcript of the gene Grip75, whose product is annotated as gamma-tubulin complex component 4. Gene Ontology annotation, cellular component: spindle pole; microtubule organizing center; gamma-tubulin complex. The record is from RefSeq and is a predicted model, not a curated record. Gene Ontology annotation, biological process: spindle assembly; meiotic cell cycle; cytoplasmic microtubule organization. NCBI's taxonomy places the organism in Eukaryota, Metazoa, Arthropoda, Insecta, Hymenoptera, Vespidae. Gene Ontology annotation, molecular function: gamma-tubulin binding; microtubule minus-end binding.
AUAUUUUCAUUUUAUUUAAAUCAUUUUAAAUAAAUAAGCUUAUGAAUAUGAAGGGUUAAAAUAGUUCACAAUGUAACUACUAGGAUCGUUGUCAUAACAAAACAAACCAUAUCCGAUCUUUAAGAAUGUUGUGUUAAAAAAAAAGUAUACGAUGUAUAAUUAUUUUCGCAUAAGUUUUUUCACAAAACUACUAAUAUUAUAUUUAAAGCUUUGUUAAAUGCCUGUGAUAAAAAAUAUUAUUUUAAAGGAAACAGUUACAUUAAAAAAUGUUACAUGAAAUUUUAGUGUCCCUAUGGGGUUGUUCGACCAGUUUAAUGGAAAUGCUCGAGAUUGAUUCUGUUAAUUUAGAUAAAUAUUUUCAUCCUGGAGAACGUGCCUUAGUAACAAAAAUAAUUGACAUUGUCAAACAAUGCAACACGAUUAGAAAGUUCAUCAACGUGCAUACAAACUUAUGCGAAAUCAAUGAAACUGAAUCACAAGAUAUUGAAGGUCUUUAUCAGCGAGCCCUUUGUGAUGGAAUGAAUCAAGCUUUAGAACCUUUUCACCAAGACGUUAUAGAGUUAGAAAAUACUGUUUUAACUAACAGCUAUACACCAGUAUCGUACAUACUUUGUCAAGUACAAAAACACGUAUGCUUGUUUUCUGUCUUGAACUCCAUCAUACGCGAAAUAAAUACACAAAGGCUACAUGGUUGUAAAUUAAUACAAUGUCUACAUCAGCAUAUGCACACUGGUAUACCUGAAGUUGAAGUAGCGUUAGAAAAGAUGAUACAUUGUCUACAUGUAAUUUUUUAUAAACAGUUAACAAGCUGGCUUUUAUACGGACAUCUUGAAGAUGUGUAUCAUGAAUUUUUCAUUCAGAAAGUAUCUAACAGUCAGAAUAGUUCGUCAUCAACUGAUAAAAAAAAUACUACCAAUAGUUAUGAAGAAAGUAAUCAUAAAAAGAAUAGCUUGGACAUGUGGGAUUAUGAUAUUCAGAUAGAUAUGCUUCCUUCUCAUAUCGGACCAUCGUUGGCAACCAAAAUUUUAACUAUAGGACAAACCAUCAUAAUGUUUGGCAACGAUCCUAGGCAAAAGAAAGAUUUCAGUGUAGUCACCAAAGCUGAUAAUUCGAUAUGGGGUGAAAAAGAAUACGAAUAUUUUAGAAAACUACAAAAUCUUCAGUCCAAACCAAUUUUUAAUAUUAUUGAAUUUGAAAGGACCAUCGACGAGUUAAAACAAUGCGUAACAGAACUUUUAUGGCAAGUUGCUGUAGAAGAAGCUCAACUUUUGCAACAGCUAAAAUCAAUGAAAGAUUUUUAUUUAAUGGGUCGUGGCGACUUGUUCAGAGAAUUUAUUAGGCUAACUGCACAUAUUCUAAACAAACCACCAACGAAUCAUACAUCCAGAGAUAUUAAUCUUGCUUUUCAAAUUGCAAUAAGAAAAAUGCACCUAAGUGAUGAGAGUACUAUGGAUAGUUUUAAUUUCACUGUACCAAUUCCUGAAAUUAAAACAAAUAGUGACGACGAUUUGAUCGGAUGUAAUGAUUUUUCGGAAAAAGAGCUGGAAGAUCCUAUUGAAAAACGUGGUUGGGGUUUGAUAAUUUUAAAAUAUAAAAUUGUUUGGCCGUUACAUUUAUUAUUUAGCCCAAAUGCAUUGAACGAUUAUAAUUCGUUAUUCCGAUUUUUAUUAAGGGUGAAAAAAACGCAAAUAGAUUUAUGGAAUCUAUGGAGCGAACAUAUGCAAUUUAAAAAUAUCGAUAUCGGCGUAAUUCAGUUACGAAAUAACUUAAUUUUCAUUGUCGACAACUUACAGUAUUAUUUGCAAGUGGACGUAUUAGAAAGUCAAUAUGCUAUAAUGGAAAGCAAUGUGAAAAAUACGAAAAAUUUUGAAGACGUGCAAAAGGCCCAUUCUAUUUUUUUGGCUAAUGUUAUGUCGCAAACAUUUUUAAUCGGCAAUAUUAAAGAGAGAAAGAAUCCAGUAAAUAAAUUGAUACGCCUUUUGUUAAGACUCUGCGAUGAUUUCAUUCUACAAGCAUCCACUUGGGAAGUUGCUAAUUUGCUCGUUACAGAGAAAGAAGAAUUAAAAACACUUUCCGAUACGCUCGAUUGUUUAAUGGACUGGUUGACAAAAACACUAAAUCGAGUUCGUUCACAACCCAGUGGAGAACAUUUAGCUCAAUUAUUAUUGAGAUUAGAUUUUAAUAGAUGGUUUAGUAAAAAAACUGUAAAGUUGUAAUAAAAAUUGCAAAUUAUUUUUGUCAUUUAAA